GUCAAUAAUGCAUAACAAUAACAAAUUUAAUGGCAGACCUUGAAGUAUAUAAAAAUUUAAGUCCAGAAAAAGUUGAAAGAUGUAUGAGUGUAAUGCAGUCUGGGACUCAGAUGAUUAAGCUGAAGAGUGGAACAAAAGGGCUAGUACGUCUCUUUUACCUGGAUGAACACAGGACUUGCAUCAGAUGGAGACCGUCAAGAAAAAGUGAAAAGGCUAAAAUUGUAAUUGAUUCAAUUUACAAAGUGACAGAAGGCCGACAGUCUGAAAUAUUCCAUCGCCAUACCGAGGGGAACUUUGACCCAAGUUGCUGCUUUACCAUUUACCAUGGUAACCACAUGGAGUCACUAGAUCUGAUCACCUCUAAUCCAGAGGAGGCUCGCACCUGGAUCACAGGACUUAAGUAUUUGAUGGCUGGAAUAAGCGAUGAGGAUUCUCUUGCUAAACGACAAAGAACUCAUGAUCACUGGGUGAAACAGACCUUUGAGGAAGCUGAUAAGAAUGGAGAUGGCUUGUUGAAUAUUGACGAGAUCCACCAGUUGAUGCAUAAACUGAAUGUCAAUCUGCCCCGCAGAAAAGUGCGACAGAUGUUCCAGGAAGCGGACACAGAUGAGAAUCAGGGAACCCUAACAUUUGAAGAAUUCUCUGUGUUUUACAAGAUGAUGUCAUUAAGACGCGAUCUCUACUUGUUGCUUUUGAGCUACAGUGAUAAGAAAGAUCAUCUCACCGUAGAAGAAUUUGCUCAGUUUCUGAAGAUGGAACAAAAGAUGAAUAAUGUGACCACAGAAUAUUGCCUUGACAUCAUAAAGAAGUUUGAAGUUUCAGAAGAAAACAAGGAGCAAAAUGUUCUGGGGAUAGAAGGUUUCACCAGCUUCAUGCGCAGUUCUGCUUGUGAUAUAUUUAACCCAUUACAUUCUGAAGUCCACCAGGAUAUGGAUCAGCCCCUUUGUAACUACUAUAUUGCUUCAUCUCACAAUACAUACCUGACAGGAGACCAACUUCUAUCUCAGUCCAAAGUGGAGAUGUAUGCCCGGGUGUUGCAGGAUGGUUGUCGAUGUGUUGAAGUUGACUGCUGGGAUGGUCCAGAUGGAGAGCCAGUAGUGCACCAUGGUUAUACCUUUACUUCCAAAAUACUCUUCAGAGAUGUGGUAGAAGCUAUCAAUAAAAAUGCCUUUGUCAAAAAUGCGUUUCCGUUGAUACUGUCUAUUGAGAAUCACUGUAGUAUCCAGCAGCAAAAGAAGAUUGCUCAGUACCUCAAGGAAAUAUUCAGUGACAAACUGGACUUGUCAUCUGUAAUCGCUGGAGAUUCCAAGCAGCUUCCUAGCCCUCAAAGUUUGAAAGGCAAAAUCCUAGUGAAGGGAAAGAAGCUACCAUAUAACCUUGGAGCUGAUGCUGAAGAAGGGGAGGUUUCUGAUGAAGACAGUGCUGAUGAAAUUGAAGAUGAUUGCAAGUUAAAGCUCUGUUAUAGUAAUGGUACAACUGAACACCAGAUGGAAUCUUUUAUAAGAAAGAAACUUGAAUCACUGAUAAAAGAAUCUCAAAUCCGGGACAAAGAAGACCCUGACAGUUUCACCGUGAAAGCGCUGUUAAAGGCGACACAUGAGGGCUUAAAUGUAAACCUGAAACAGAACCGAGACACAAAAGAAAGUGGGAAGAAAUCCCAUAGCCGCUCAUUAAUGGGCAAUUUUGGGAAAUACAAGAAAGCUGUCAAAUCAAGGUCCAAAUCACAUAGCACAUCUGAUGAUGAAGAAAGUCAACAAAGUUCUUCUGGAAAGGAAACUGGGCAGUUGUACAGGUUGGGCCGCCGGAGAAAAACCAUGAAGCUGUGCCGUGCUCUUUCUGAUUUAGUGGUGUACACAAACUCUGUGGCAGCCCAAGAUAUAGUAGAUGAUGGGACUAUGGGAAAUGUGUUAUCAUUCAGUGAAACAAGGGCCCACCAGGUAGUGCAGCAGAAGUCUGAGCAGUUUAUACUUUACAACCAGAAACAACUCACCAGAAUCUAUCCAUCUGCAUAUCGGAUUGACUCCAGCAAUUUCAACCCCUUACCAUACUGGAAUGCUGGUUGCCAGCUGGUGGCAUUAAACUACCAGUCUGAUGGGCGCAUGAUGCAGGUUAAUCAAGCAAAGUUCAGGAUGAAUGGUAACUGUGGGUAUGUCCUCAAACCUCAGCAGAUGUGCAAAGGUACAUUCAACCCUUAUUCCAGUGAUCCACUUCCUGCCAACCCUAAAAAGCAGCUUAUUCUCAAAGUCAUCAGUGGACAGCAACUACCCAAGCCUCCAGAUUCAGUAUUAGGAGACAGAGGGGAGAUAAUAGAUCCUUUUGUCGAGGUGGAAAUUAUUGGGUUACCUGUAGAUUGCUGUAAAGACCAGACCAGAGUGGUUGAUGACAAUGGAUUUAACCCUGUUUGGGAGGAAACUCUCACUUUUACCAUCCACAUGCCUGAAAUAGCUUUGGUUCGAUUUCUUGUUUGGGACCAUGAUCCCAUUGGUCGAGAUUUUGUUGGACAACGAACUGUGGCCUUCAGCAGUCUUGUGCCUGGCUAUCGUCAUGUGUACUUAGAGGGACUAACUGAAGCAUCCAUAUUUGUCCAUCUAACAAUCAAUGAAAUGUAUGGAAAGAAUAGGCAGCUGAUAGGACUCAAAGGGUUGUUUAACAAGAAUCCCAAACACAAUUCUGCUGAAAACAAUGGGCAUUACGUGCGGAAACGAUCAAUUGGUGAUCGAAUUCUCCGACGCACAGCCAGUGCUCCAGCAAAAGGCAGGAAGAAGAGCAAAAUGGGCUUUCAGGAAGCUACAGAAAUUAAAGACGGUACCUCUGAGCCAACAGACAUGAAAGACACGGAAGGAGUUAUAAGGCGUACAACGAGGAGUUUGCAAGCACGUCCUGCUUCUAUGCCAGUUGACAAAUUCCUUCUGAUGGGAUUGUCUUCACCAGAAUGUGAAACCAUUAAAGACACCAAAAGAGAAGAAAAUACCUCUGCAGAUAGCAACAAUGGUACAAGUGUGAACCAAACAAACUUGAAAGAACAUAUCUUUUCAUCCCCUGAGCAAGCUGCACCUUCUUCAAAUUCUGCAUCUCUGCAUAAAAAAGCUACUUCCCAGAGUGACGCCAGAAUUGGCAGUUCUACAGAAUCACCUGUACAUGAACAUGCAGAAAGCUUUGACUUUGUAAGUGGGAUAGCUGAAACAAAUCACUCCACAGAAUAUCAGAAAAGUCACCUUUCCAAUGAACCUGUUCAUAUAAGGCAGGUUUCAGUUUUUGAUCUUGAUACAGAAAAAAUACAAGAUACAAAUUACACAGAUAAAAAGAGAGAAGAGGAGACUGGAGGGUGUAAAGAGGAGAAAAAAAUACUGGCAGGAAGUUGUGUUUCUGCAAAGGAACAGAAAUUUGACAGUAAUAAAUAUGAUGUCAUUAUGAGCAGUACUGUAACCACUUUUUCACUGACUGACAUAUCUUCCACCAUCUGUUCUGAUAUCUACGAUUUACACUCGACUGCAGCUCUGCAAGAUAGUGAUGUUUCUCGUCUCAUAGAUGAGGUUUCUUUAACAAACGAGAGCGAGAUGAGUAGUUCUGUCUCAGCACUGAUUGGACAGUUUGAUGUUACAGAUGACCAAACUAAUCUGACUGUUGUUUCAAGUCUUCCUGGCACCAGCAACCAAACCUUCAGUGUGGUGUCGGCACAUCCACACAUGUUUACUGUUGAUCUAAGUACACCCCUUAAACAAAACUUUACUAAUGUAAAGUCUGUUGAAUCACCAUUAUUCUCAACACCAGAUACUGCUGUGUUUUCCAGCCCUGAGACGACAGAGUAUUCUGUGUACACAAUUAUCCACGAGGCAUCUCUUUCACCAGCCUCUGAUUGUAAACCAAGAGAUGAACGAGCUUGCAAGAAGUCAGACUGUGUGGAAAAUAGCCUUCCUUGCACUUCCCCUCUCCGUUUGCUAACAGCAAAUCCCAAAACGAAGUGUGGAACAAAUUGGGAAACCCUUGAGGAGUGCAGUUCCUACACUUUGGAGGAUACAAUAGUUGACCCUUCUGCUUGUAUAAGCUCAGCAGGCAGCAGUCUUAUGGAAGUUGAUGGGGAUUCCCAAGACCUCCUGAUAACUGCAUAUGAAUUCAAGAGAGAAGAUAUGAGCCAGCUUGCUGCUUCUCUGAAGCUGAAGCAUAAUCAGGACUCAGUACGCUACUGUGAGAGAAUCUCGGGGAAUAAUUUAAUUAAUGAGGACCUUCACAGUGCUGCCCUGGAGAAUUCAAAUAAUUUUAGGACUGCAAGAAAUCAAAGUUUUCCUUACCCAGCAUUUCAGAGUGUUGGCUUUUUGCAUAAUAAUUAUCUGCAAACUUUAGAUACACAAAAUGAUUUGUUGUACGUCUCCCAAAGAUCCAGACUUAAUAUGCAUUCACCUACACCCAAGAACACUUUGCCCUACCCUCCUACUGCAGCCGUCAAACAGCCUAGUCCUUGCAAAUCCAAGAGCCUGGGAGACUUGACAUCAGAGGAUAUCUCCUGCAAUUUUGAAAGCAAGUACAAAUACAUCAGUAGAAGCUUUAUUACAUCUGGCAUGAGAGACAAGAAAGUUGCAGCUAUGAAAACUAAGAGACCACAAUCUACAGACACUCUGACAGAACAAUUGCGAAAACUGGUGUCCUUUGACCAGGAAGACAACUGUCAAACUUUGUAUUCUAAGCAGAAUGAGGAUGAUUGCCCCAAGGCAUUGGUCAGAAAACUGUCAUCCAGAAGUCAAAGCAGAGUACGCAACAUUGCUAGUCGUGCCAAGGAAAGACAAGAAGCCAACAAGCAAAAACUUUCUAAUGCUAGCAGCAUAGCAGGGGUAGUUCUAAGAAACAAACCAUCAGUAUCAGCUCACGUUAUCAACAGGCAUUCCACUGGCUCUUACAUAGCAAGAUACCUGAAUGACUUCAGUGGGGAGGAUCUGGAAGGUCGGGGUGUACCAGAGGGCGCAUGUACUGCUUUGCGUUAUGGAUGCAAUGACCAGUUUUGUACAGAUGAUUCCAUUUUGCAGAUGGAGUCAAGCAGUGAUGAUAAACCAGAAAUUUAUUUCCUUCUGAGACUGUAAAUUGUAUACAUGUAUAUGUUCAGUGUUUACAUCAGUGAAUUAAGGAUUUUU
Mauremys reevesii (Reeves's turtle) is the source of this 5123-nucleotide messenger RNA. It is a transcript of the gene PLCH1, whose product is annotated as phospholipase C eta 1. The record is from RefSeq and is a predicted model, not a curated record. NCBI's taxonomy places the organism in Eukaryota, Metazoa, Chordata, Testudines, Geoemydidae. Gene Ontology annotation, biological process: phosphatidylinositol-mediated signaling; lipid metabolic process. Gene Ontology annotation, molecular function: calcium ion binding; phosphatidylinositol-4,5-bisphosphate phospholipase C activity. The transcript is spliced from 22 exons. The coding region runs from base 30 to 5072 and encodes 1680 amino acids.